GCCGGACCUGAUAGACAUGAAUACCGUUGCUGUUCAAAGCAACCUUGCAAAUUUAGAACAUGCUUUUUUUGUAGCAGAAAAACUUGGUGUUGCUAGACUUCUGGAUCCUGAAGAUGUUGAUGUUUCCUCACCUGAUGAGAAGUCAGUCAUAACUUAUGUGUCAUCACUUUAUGAUGCAUUUCCCAAAGUACCAGAAGGUGGUGAAGGCAUUGGUGCAAAUGAUGUUGAAGUCAAAUGGGUUGAAUAUCAGAAUAUGGUGAACUACCUCAUGCAGUGGAUCAGACACCAUGUCACGAUAAUGUCUGACAGAACAUUUCCCAACAAUCCUGUGGAAUUGAAGGCACUUUAUAAUCAAUAUUUGCAGUUUAAAGAAACAGAAAUUCCGCCAAAGGAGACAGAUAAAUCGAAAAUUAAACAUCUGUAUAAACUGCUAGAGGUCUGGAUAGAAUUUGGACGCAUCAAACUUCCUCAAGGCUACCAUCCAAAUGAUAUAGAAAAAGAAUGGGGAAAGCUUAUUAUUGCCAUGCUGGAAAGAGAGAAGACCCUUCGGCCUGAAGUGGAGAGGUUGGAAAUGCUGCAGCAGAUUGCAAACAGAAUUCUGCGGGACAGCCGGAGCUGUGAGGACAAACUAAUACUUGCCCGGAAUGCUCUGCAGUCUGACACCAAGCGAUUAGAGUCAGGGCUCCAGUUCCAACAUGAGGCAGAGAUAGCUGGGUAUCUUCUUGAAUCUGAGAACCUUCUCCGCCAGCAAGUGAUUGAUGCCCAAAUUCUUAUUGAUGGAAAAUACUAUCAGGCAGACCAGCUUGUGCAAAGGGUUGCAAAACUUCGUGAUGAACUGAUGGCCAUACGGACUGAAUGUUCUUCCAUGUACAACAAGGGGCAUGGGUUGACAACAGAGCAGACAAAGCUGAUGAUAUCAGGAAUAACCGAAAGCUUAAACUCAGGAUUUACAACAAACCUAACCCCUGAAUUAAAUGCUGCAAUGACCCAAGGUUUAACACCUACUUUGACUUCUUCCAGCUUGACAUCUGGCCUUUCAUCAGGUCUUACUUCCAGACUGACACCAACCAUCACUCCUGCUUACGCACCAGCCAUCCCACCGCAGUUAAUUCAGAGCUAUGUGGCAGGAGUAGACAGUGGGACUCUGCAAACACUCAAACUGGUGCAAAUCAGAAAACCUCUUAUGAAAUCGGCUUUUGUGGAUCAGAAUUUAACAGAAGAAGAGGUGAACAUGAAAUUUGUCCAGGACCUGUUGAGCUGGGUGGAAGAAAUGCAGGUGCAACUUGAUCGAGCAGAAUGGGGUUCAGAUUUACCAAGUGUUGAAAGCCAUUUAGAAAAUCACAAAAAUGUCCACAAAGCUAUUGAGGAAUUUGAAUCCAGCCUUAAGGAAGCUAAAGUCAGUGAGAUAGAAAUGACUGGCCCUUUUAAACUCGAUUAUGCAGAAAAAUUGCACAAACUGGAGAGUCAGUAUUCAAAACUCUUGAACACUUCAAGAAAUCAGGAAAGACGUCUAGAUACUCUUCACAAUUUUGUAUCUCGUGCUACUAGAGAGCUGAUAUGGCUGAACGAAAAAGAAGAGGAAGAGGUUGCAUAUGACUGGAGUGAAAGAAACUCCAAUAUAACGAGAAAAAAGGAGUACCAUGCAGAAUUAAUGAGAGAACUUGAUCAAAAAGAAGACGUUAUUAAAUCAGUACAAGAAAUAGCUGAGCAAUUGCUGCUUGAAAAUCACCCCGCCAGGCUAACCAUUGAGGCCUAUAGAGCUGCAAUGCAGACACAAUGGAGCUGGAUUCUUCAGCUCUGUCACUGUGUGGAACAACAUUUGAGAGAAAAUGCUGCAUAUUUUGAGUUUUUCAGUGAUGCCAAAGAAGCCAUGGAAUAUUUAAAGAAUUUGAAAGAUACCAUAUACCGAAAAUACAGUUGUGAUAGAUCAAGCAGCCUUCAUAGGCUGGAAGACCUUGUCCAGGAGUCUAUGGAAGAAAAAGAACAACUCUUGCAGUACAAGAGCACAGUAGCAGGCCUUGUGGGGAGAGCAAAGGCAAUAAUUCAGCUGAAGCCAAGGAACCCUGACUGUAUACUCAAAACAUCCAUCCCAAUUAAAGCCAUCUGUGACUAUAGACAAAUUGAGAUAACAAUUUACAAAGAUGAUGAGUGCGUAUUAGCAAACAACUCUCAUCGUGCUAAAUGGAAAGUCAUUAGCCCGAGUGGUAAUGAGGCCAUGGUUCCAUCUGUAUGCUUUACAGUUCCUCCACCAAACAAAGAAGCAAUAGAUACAGCCAACAGGAUUGAACAGCAGUUUCAGAACGUUCUGGCCCUUUGGCAUGAGUCACAUGUGAACAUGAAGAGUGUGGUGUCCUGGCAUUACCUGACAAACGAAAUUGAAGCUGUUCGAACUGGCAACGUUGCCUCGAUAAAGACGAUGCUGCCAGGUGAACAUCAGCAGGUUCUAAGCAAUUUGCAGUCCCGUUUUGAUGAUUUUGUGGAAGAUAGCCAGGAGUCCAAAAUCUUCACAAGCUCUGAUACAGCACAGCUGGAAAGGGAAGUUAAUGUUUGCAAGCAAUACUAUCAAGAGCUUCUGAAAUCUGCAGAAAGAGAGGAACAGGAAGAAUCUAUUUACAAUCUAUACAUCUCUGAAGUCAGAAAUAUCAGACUACGACUGGAGAGUUGUGAGGAGCGGUUAAUACGGCAGAUCCGAACCCCAAUGGAGAGGGAUGAUCUACAUGAAAGUGUGUUUAGGAUUUCAGAGCAAGAGAAACUGAAGAAAGAACUGGAUCGACUGAAUGAUGAUUUGGGAGUCAUCACAGAUAAAUGCGAAGAGUUUUUCAGUCAAGCUGCUGGUUCACCUUCAGUACCUACUCUGCGCUCUGAGCUCAGUGUUGUUAUUCAGAACAUGAACCAAGUUUAUUCCAUGUCUUCCAUUUACAUAGAUAAAUUAAAAACUGUAAAUUUGGUGCUGAAGAACACCCAAGGAGCGGAAUCUUUAGUAAAACUGUAUGAAACUAAGUUGUGUGAAGAAGAGGCAGUAACGGCUGACAAGAACAAUAUUGAAAAUCUGAUGGGUACAUUAAAGCAAUGGAGAUCUGAAGUAGAUGAGAAAAGACAAGUGUUCCAUGCUUUAGAGGAUGAACUACAGAAGGCAAAGAUGAUCAGUGAUCAGAUGUUUAAAAUGCACAAGGAACGUGAUCUUGACUUUGACUGGCAUAAAGAAAAAGUUGAUCAGUUAGCCGAGAGGUGGCAAAACAUUCAUUCUCAAAUUGAAAAUAG
This is a messenger RNA of Cariama cristata (Red-legged seriema), 3261 nucleotides long. RefSeq names its product dystonin-like. Gene Ontology annotation, biological process: cytoplasmic microtubule organization; intermediate filament cytoskeleton organization; hemidesmosome assembly. NCBI's taxonomy places the organism in Eukaryota, Metazoa, Chordata, Aves, Cariamiformes, Cariamidae. The annotation marks the transcript as partial. The record is from RefSeq and is a predicted model, not a curated record. The transcript has 22 exons. Gene Ontology annotation, cellular component: cytoplasm; focal adhesion; membrane. Gene Ontology annotation, molecular function: microtubule binding; structural molecule activity.